UCUCUCUGUUUCUCUGCCCCCUCUCUCUCUCACCCGCCCUUUCACUCUCCUCCACCCCUGUUCCUUCGUUCCCAUAGGACCUGACAGACACAACUGAGUCGCUCUCUUCCUCUCUCUUCAUAUCUCUCCAUCUCUCUCCACACCACCCUCCUGAAAUACUCAUAAAACAUCUUGCUUUUCAAAAGCAUCAAUUAUUUCAGUGAUCUUCUAUUUCAGUGCCGUUCUAAUGCAACUCUUUUUAAUUGACACAGCAGAAGGCAGAACUCGUCACCAUGUCUGACUGGAAUGGCCUUGGAUUUCUUCUCCUGGGAGCUAGGUUGAUCACUGUGUGUGGAGAGGCUCUGGUGGCUCCUGGUGCUACAUUGGCUCCACCCAUUGCAAGUAUGAACCCAAAGGAGACGGGGCCAAGUGGACGACCUCCGACCCCUGGGCCGACGCAGCACACCAGAGUCAACGAGCUCAGGGAGAAGUUCAUGAAUGAGCUCAAGCAUAUACCUCUUCCCAAGUGGGCAGUGGUGGCUCUAGUCUUUGUGCUGCUCCUGCUGCUGCUGAGCUGCUGUUUCUGCUGCUGCCGUAAGACUCUGUUCAAGAAGAAGAAAGAGAAGAAAGGAAAGGAGAAGGGAGGGAAGAACGACCUUGACCUUGACCUCACGGACAUGAAGGACGAGAGGACACCGCGGGACUGA
Molecule: messenger RNA, 686 nt
Organism: Alosa alosa (allis shad)
Lineage: Eukaryota; Metazoa; Chordata; Actinopteri; Clupeiformes; Clupeidae
Product: synaptotagmin-1-like
Exons: 5
Coding region: 273-686 (137 amino acids)
Source: RefSeq, a predicted model, not a curated record